This is a messenger RNA of Prosopis cineraria, 1486 nucleotides long. RefSeq names its product zinc finger protein CONSTANS-LIKE 2-like. The transcript is spliced from 2 exons. Gene Ontology annotation, biological process: regulation of flower development. Gene Ontology annotation, cellular component: nucleus. The coding region runs from base 220 to 1272 and encodes 350 amino acids. Gene Ontology annotation, molecular function: zinc ion binding; protein binding. The record is from RefSeq and is a predicted model, not a curated record. NCBI's taxonomy places the organism in Eukaryota, Viridiplantae, Streptophyta, Magnoliopsida, Fabales, Fabaceae.
GCGAGCAGCACGCACCCACUCAACAGAGUUUCUAACCACAAUAUCACAGACCAAUCUAUCUCGGCCACAAAAAAACUUGGACGCUUUGCGCUUUUCUGGUUCUCUUCGCUAUCUUUUUUCACCUAUACCUACACUGGCUUGGUUGCUUGCUUACUUCAUACAUGAACCAGAAAAAAUACCCUUCACCAAAAAAAUAAAAUAAAAUAGCUUUCGCUUAGAAUGCUGAAAAUGGACUGUCAUGGUGGCUACUCCAGUAACUGGGUACGCCUCUGUGACUCUUGCAGAGUGUCUGCUUCGACUCUGUACUGUCACACCGAUUCAGCGUACCUCUGCUCUUCCUGCGACGGACAAAUUCAUUCGCCGAGAUAUCCUUGUUGGCCCCACCAUCGGGUGCAACUUUGCGGAGCGUGUGAGAACGCUCCGGUGGCCUUCACCUGCAAGGCCGAUGAUGCUUCGCUGUGCGUCAACUGUGACUUCGAAAUUCACUCGGCGAAUCCAAUCGCUAGCCGACACAACAGGGUCCCUGUGUCUCCCCUGUCUCGUAUACCGAACGACAACGUGGCAACUCCUGAAGACCAGCCUAAUUACGAGGUUGUCGACAACAGCGUAAGUAGCAAGGAAAUGGACGAGCGAGAAGCUGACUCAUGGUUAUUGCUUGAUUCUGCUGACACAAUAGACAGCCAGGUUGAUGACGGGUUUAUGUUCGGAGAAUCAGAGGAUGAUCACCAUGCUUACAUGGGGCUUGUUGAAGAGUGCGAUUCAUCCAUAAAGUUAAAAAAUUUCCAGGAAGAUCGUGAUCAGGAGCAGCAAGCUAUGACCUUUUCUGAAGAGAUGAACGAAAGUGACAGUGUGGUGCCAGUUCAGACCAAGCAAUUGCAGCCAAAGCAGCAGCAGAAUAUGUACUUCAACAUGGAGAAGAAGCCAUCAAGAGUGGCUUUCACAAAUUAUGCCUUGAAUUGCCGGAGCGUGGCGGUUCCAUAUAUGGAUGCUCCAGUGCUGCAAAGAGGAACGGCAAGUGACAUGGCAGGCUACAGAUUUGGCAAAGGAACAGAGAUAUUCCCGAGUGGAUCAGUUCCAAUGCAGAUCCACUUUGGGCAGAUGAACAGGAAAGCUGGAGUGGAAAAAUACAGGGAGAAGAAGAAAUCUAGAAAGUUCGAGAAGAGAAUCAGAUAUGCUUACAGGAAGGCCUACGCCGAGAAGCGACCCAGAGUGAAGGGCAGAUUUGUAAAGAGGCAAGAGUUAACCUCAGACGAAGGCGUGCCUCUCCAUUGAACAUCUCAGCCACCACGAGUGCUUAGCUAUAAUUGAAUUUGAACUAGUUUCAAUGUCAAGUCCUGCUGCAGAAUAUUAAGUUGUUCGUCGAUUUUACUGAGUUUUGAUCAGUUAGUUUGGCCUGUUUGUUUGUUGGCGAAUGUCAAAUUGUAUCCUCUGCCACCGACUUUGAGCGUAUUUCACUGUUUAAGAGAGAGAGACCGGGCUUGUUAAA